Thalassophryne amazonica is the source of this 1280-nucleotide messenger RNA. RefSeq names its product aryl hydrocarbon receptor interacting protein-like 1 (gene aipl1). The record is from RefSeq and is a predicted model, not a curated record. The transcript has 6 exons. Bases 147 to 1139 code for a protein of 330 amino acids. Lineage: Eukaryota; Metazoa; Chordata; Actinopteri; Batrachoidiformes; Batrachoididae. Gene Ontology annotation, molecular function: peptidyl-prolyl cis-trans isomerase activity; protein binding.
AGGACGAGAAGUUUCUAAUCUUAUUAUCUCAACCUCAAAUAAUCCAGUAGGAGCAUCACCUCGGCGUUACUCCUCCUGUUAAUGUUGAUCUCCACACUGCAAACAAACAAACCUGCACAUCAGACACAUUUUAAUGUAUAUCAACCAUGUCGGAUAUGCAGGACACUCUGUUACUGGGAUCUGAAGGCAUCAAGAAAACCAUCCUGCAUGGAGGAACCGGAGACAUCCCAAAAUUAAUCACUGGAGCAAAGGUGACAUUUCACUUCCGCACUCAGCUAUGUGAUGAUGACCGUACAGUGAUAGAUGACAGCAAAGCCGUUGGCACACCGAUGGAAAUAGUGAUCGGAAACAUGUUUAAACUGGACAUUUGGGAGACCCUGUUGUCUUCUAUGAGGAUCGGUGAGGUUGCAGAGUUCUGGUGUGACACCAUUCACACUGGAAUUUAUCCAAUUGUGUCAAAAAGUAUGAGGCGCAUUGCAGAGGGCAAAGACCCAGUUGACUGGCACAUCCAUACAUGUGGCAUGGCUAACAUGUUCGCCUACCACAGCCUGGGCUACGAUGACCUUGAUGAACUGAUGAAGGAACCCAAACCCCUCUACUUUGUCCUGGAGCUGCUCAGGGUGCAGCAGCCAAGUGAGUACAACAGGGAGUCCUGGGCUCUGAGUGAUGAGGAGAGGCUGAAGGUUGUGCCUGUGCUGCAUGGCCAGGGCAACCGGCUCUAUAAGCUGGGACGCUACCAAGAGGCUACACAAAAGUACAAAGAGGCCAUCAUCUGCAUUAAAAACGUGCAGACAAAGGAAAAAGCCUGGGAAGUGGCGUGGCUGAAGCUGGAGAAGAUGGCCAACACAUUGACACUCAACUACUGCCAAUGUCUUCUACGCAUGGAGGAGUUUUAUGAGGUCAUCGAACACACAAGCGACAUCAUCAACCAACAUCCAGGUAUAGUGAAGGCCUUUUACCUGCGUGCGAAAGCCCACAUGGAGGUGUGGAAUGAGGCGGAGGCUCGGCAGGACUUCAGCAGGGUCUUGGAGCUGGACCCCAGCAUGAAGAAAGCUGUCAAGAAGGAACUGGCUGUGCUCAACAUGCGCAUGGAAGAGAAGAACCAAGAGGACCGGAAGAAGUACAACGGCAUGUUCUGACCGGGAUGCUAACAGAAAACACAUUCUAUACCCAUCAAAGUCACACUUACUUUUUCUGCUGGAAAAGCGAAGCAGCGGCUGUGACAUUUCCAGUAAAGCUACUGGUCAAAUCAAAUAAAUGAGGAUUUCAUUGUCUUUCAG